Molecule: messenger RNA, 9005 nt
Organism: Nematolebias whitei (Rio pearlfish)
Lineage: Eukaryota; Metazoa; Chordata; Actinopteri; Cyprinodontiformes; Rivulidae
Gene: lrba
Product: LPS responsive beige-like anchor protein
Exons: 55
Coding region: 1-8808 (2935 amino acids)
Biological process (GO): intracellular protein localization
Cellular component (GO): membrane; cytosol
Molecular function (GO): protein kinase binding
Source: RefSeq, a predicted model, not a curated record
AUGGCUAACGCGGAUCCGGCUGAGAGGAAGGACGGCCAGGCUGCGGGGCUCAACCCCGGGGUGCCCGUCAGGGGCAUCCGGAUGAAGUUCGCCGUGCUGGCCGGCCUGGUGGAAGUUGGAGAAGUUUCCAACCGAGACAUCGUGGAGACGGUGUUCAACCUGCUGGUUGGUGGUCAGUUCGACCUUGAGAUGAACUUCAUCAUCCAGGAGCCGGAGAGCAUUGUGUGCAUGGUGGAGCUCUUGGAGAAGUGUGAGCCAAAUUGUCAAGCCGAGAUUUGGAGCAUCUUCACGGCCAUCCUCAAGAAAAGCGUUCGUAACCUGCAGGCAUGCACUGAAGUGGGGCUCAUCCAGCAGGUGCUCCAGCGUAUAUCGGCAGCUGACAGCAUGAUUGCAGACCUGUUGGUGGACAUGUUGGGUGUACUUGCCAGCUACAGCAUCACAGUGAAAGAACUGAAGCUUUUCUUCAGCAAGCUACAAGGGGAAAAAACCCAGUGGCCACGUCACGCAGUGAAGCUUUUGUCGGUUCUCAAGUACAUGGCACACAGAAAUGGCCCUGACUCAUUCUUCAGCUUUCCAGGGAAAAAUGCAGCUGCAAUAGCUCUGCCCCCGAUUGCAAGAUGGCCAUACCAGAAUGGAUUUACAUUCCACACGUGGCUCCGAAUGGACCCUCUCAACAACAUCAAUGCAGACAAAGACAAGCCUUAUUUAUACUGUUUCCGUACCAAUAAAGGCAUGGGUUACUCUGCGCACUUUGUGGGCGGCUGUUUGAUAGUGACCUCAUUAAAAUCAAAGGGCAAAGGUUUCCAGCACUGUAUAAAGUACGACUUCAAACCACAGAAGUGGUACAUGGUGACUCUUGUACACACCUACAAUCGCUGGAAAAACAGUGAGAUUAGCUGCUAUGUGAACGGAGAACUGGCUUCCUUUGGAGACAUCGCCUGGUUUGUCAACACCAGCGACACGUUUGACAAGUGUUUUCUUGGCUCAUCUGAGACGGCAGACGUGAACCGUGUGUUCUGUGGGCAAAUGGGGGCAGUGUACCUGUUUUCAGAAGCUCUCAGCGCUGCUCAGAUACUGGCCAUCUAUCAGCUGGGUCCAAGCUACCAGGGCACGUUCAAGUACAGAGCUGAGAGCGACUUGCUGUUUGCCGAGCAUCAUAAGACCUUGCUCUACGACGGCAAGCUGUCCUCGUGCAUUGCCUUGACCUACAACCCUCGCGCCACAGAUGCCCAGCUCUGCCUUGAGUCCUCUCCCAAGGACAAUGCCUCAAUUUUUGUUCAUUCACCUCAUGCUCUCAUGCUGCAGGAUGUGAAGGCUGUCGUGACUCACUCAGUCCAGAGUGGCAUCCACUCCAUUGGAGGCGUUCAGGUCCUCUUCCCUCUGUUUGCACAGCUGGAUUAUUGCCAGCCCUCCAGCCAAGAGCUGGACACCUCCGUGUGCUGCACUUUGCUGUCCUUUGUGAUGGAGCUCUUGAAGAACUCUGUGGCAAUGCAGGAGCAGGUCUUGGCCUGCAAAGGAUUUCUCGUCAUUGGCUACACUUUGGAGAAGUCUUCCAAGCUGCAUGUGACGCGGCCUGUCCUGGACAUUGUUCUAGCCUUUUCCAGAUACCUUAGCAACUUGCAGAAUGGCAUCUUGUUGCUCAAGCAGCUUUGUGACCACAUUCUGUUCAACCCCGCCAUCUGGAUUCAUGCUCCAACCAAGGUGCAGCUGACACUCUACACCUACUUGGCAACUGAAUUCAUCAGCACAGUGACCAUCUACAACGCUGUUCGCAGGGUUGGCACAGUUCUCCAAAUCAUGCACACACUUAAAUACUACUACUGGGUGGUCAGCCCUCAGGAUCGCAGUGGAAUUGUACCCAAAGGUCUUGAUGGUCCGAGGCCAAACCAUAAGGAGAUGCUCUCCUUGCGAGCCUUUUUGCUGUUGUUUGUCAAGCAGCUCAUAAUCAAGGAUCAUGGAGUGAAGGAAGAUGAGCUGCAAAGUAUUCUGAACUACCUCCUGACCAUGCACGAGGAUGAAAAUCUCAUGGAUGUCCUGCAGUUGUUGGUUGCUCUAAUGUCUGAGCAUCCUGGCUCCAUGAUUCAAGCCUUUGACCAGCGCAACGGGAUUCGUGUGAUCUACAAGCUUUUGGGCUCCCAAAACGAGGGAAUAAGAGUCCAAACACUGAAGGUCAUGGGCUAUUUUCUUAAAAAUCUAUUACCAAAGAGAAAAUCUGAGGUCAUGCUGAGUCAUGGUUUGUUCUCGCUGAUGACUGAACGUCUGAUGCUCCACUUUGGCCAGUUCACUAUGACGACCUACAACGUGCUGUACGAGAUUCUUACAGAGCAGAUCUGCACUCAAGUGAUCCAUAAACAACAUCCGGACCCCGACUCUACUGUGAAGAUCCUCAACCCACAAAUUCUGAAGGUAAUCGCUGCCCUCGUGAAGAACUCUCCCUCCUCCCCUGAAAGCAUGGAGGUGCGCAGGGCCUUUCUGUCAGACAUGAUCAAACUGUUCAAUAACAGUCGGGAGAACCGCAGGAGCCUGCUGCAGUGCUCAGUGUGGCAGGAGUGGAUGCUCUCUCUGUGCUUUGUCAACCCGCGCAACAGUGAGGAGCAGAAAAUCACAGAGAUGGUGUACGCCAUCUUCCGCAUCCUGCUCUACCACGCCAUCAAAUACGAGUGGGGCGGUUGGCGUGUCUGGGUGGACACCCUGUCCAUCACCCACUCCAAGGUGACCUUCGAGCAACACAAGGAAAAUCUGUCCCGCAUGUUCCGUCAGUACCAGCAGCAGGAGUCUACAAGCUCUCAAAGCACAAUUAGAACGGUCUCUGGUCUCAGCCAAAGUGCAGAAACUACAAAAUGUGUUAAUGGGCCACCCGGAGAAGAAAUGGCAACCUCGACUGUCAUUGAGCUUAAAGUGGACAAACUGUCUCAGAAAUCCUUUGACUCAGCAACUAGUCCCACUAUCACCUCUGGGCCACUGGAGGUUGAGGAGGAUAGAGGCCAAACAUCCAUCACUGUGUCCAACAUUCUGGCCAGAACCGAGGAUGAAGAGCAGAAGGCGGCAAAAGAGGAGGAGUCUUCCAAAGGUCCCUCAAAUGUUGAAAAAGAAAUUGAAGCUGCUCUGAUACAAAAAACUAAUACAGAGGAAAAGACUGAAGACUUUAAGAAUGAAAACACAGUGACUGAGGUAGCGGCUGAGAAAAGCAAUGAUGAUGAAACUACAGAAAGCAGCCAAUCAGUGACAGCUGAUAUUAAGACGGAGGAAGUGGAAGGAGACUCGGCAAUGCCCCCAGGUGAUGAUGCACACACAGAUGAUGAAAGAUCAGUUGAGGACACCAAAAGAGAAUCAUCAGUCUCAGCUACAGAAGAUGUUUUAAAUGAAAAAGUUCCAGAAAAAGUAGACAUGCCACACCAAAUGUCCCCUGAGCCUGUAGCUUCUCUGGAUAACAGUGUUGUUGGAGGAACUUCUGUCUUCAAUGAAGGCUUGGCUGAUGUACCGUCUGUUGGUGACCAGGUCCAUCCUAGUGAUUCAGAUGACAGUCAAGAGUCCUCUUAUAUUUCUGCUGCUACUGGAGAGGAAGGGGAAGUAGUAAAAAAUGAACAAGAUACACAUCAUGAUGACGAUGAAGGGGAAACGAAUGAUCACCAAGAACAGGAGUCGAGAAUGGAAAAUGAAACCGAAAUGCAGGAUGUUGAAUUAAAUGAAAAUGAAGAAAGUAAAUCUGAGGAGAAACCAGUGUCUUGUUUGGACAGUCAAGCUCCUCGAGCUGAAAUGCCUGAGGAAAAUAUCACAGAAUCACCCAAAGAAAAAGUUAGUGACCACCAGUCUUCCUCCAAAACUGAAGGUGCUUUUGAAGACACGCAGUCCUCUGAUGCUCAAACACCCUCUUCAGUCCAAGAUGCUGUUGCAGCUUCAGACUCCACCUCCCUAAACCAGCCUACAGAGACCAGUGGGAACAGUGAAGGGAAGACCCCAGCUGGGGACUCUGAUAACACCACCAUUAUCUCCAGCUCUGACACCCCAAAGAAAACAAAUUCUGUCAGCAAGACCAAAGAGAUCAAAAUUGCCCGACUAGACGUGUCCAAUGUGGCCUUGGACACGGAGAGACUUGAACUGAAGGAGACUUGUACUACAGAAACAAGCCAAGGCCAAGCAUCAGUAGUAUCAUCAGCAGCAGGAGAAGCUGGAAGUACUUCAGGCCAACCUAGAGAGAGCAGCACACCAGCUCCUCGCUCCACUAUGUUCCGUAUUCCAGAGUUCCGUUGGUCCCACAUGCAUCAGCGCCUCCUGACUGACCUACUGUUUUCUGUUGAGACAGACAUCCAGGCUUGGAGGAGUCACUCUUCAAAGACGGUCCUGGACUUUGUGAACAGCAGUGAGAAUGUUGUGUUUGUGCACAACAGUAUACAUCUCAUCUCCCAGGUGGUGGACAAUCUCAUCAUGGCUUGUGGAGGCAUUCUACCUCAGCUGUCUGCUGCCACAUCUUCCACUCAUGAACUAGAAAAUAUUGAACCAUCCCAAGGUUUGCCGGUGGAAGCUUCAAUCACCUUCUUGCAGCGUCUCAUUAACCUCGCAGACGUUCUCAUCUUUGCCAGCUCCCUCAACUUCACAGAGAUCGAAGCUGAGAAGAACAUGUCAUCGGGUGGGAUCCUGCGACAGUGUCUUCGUUUGGUGUGCGCUAUAGCCGUGAGGAACUGUCUGGAGUGUCAGCACGCCCAGUUUAAGCAUGAAGGUUCAGCACGAAGCUUCACCGUCAUGCCCAGCACUGUACUGGGAACAGCCAUGUCUGCCACUGCCCAGAGUCCUGUCGAUGUAGUGACAGGUGGCGUGUCCCCAGUCAGAGACUUGGACCGGCUCCUUCAAGACAUGGACAUUAACCGCCUCAGAGCAGUUGUUUUCAGAGAUAUUGAGGACAGUAAGCAGGCUCAGUUUCUGGCUCUUGCAGUCGUCUAUUUCAUCUCUGUCCUCAUGGUGUCAAAGUAUCGAGACAUAUUGGAGCCGCACAAUGACAAGAGACACCCUCAGCGUUCACAGUCUUCAAGGAGUACAGACAGCGAUGUUGUUUCUGGUGGCGCUGAGGUAGAAAACGGCUUCUCUCUGAGACGCUAUGAUUCUGGUCUCAGUGAGGACCACACCUCGGCUGCAGCAAGCGAGGCGGAUCUGUCAUCCUCUGGCGUAAUUCAUGGUCCAGACGCCAUCUCUGAAGCCCUGUCUACGCUGUCGUCCGAGGUCAGACCCGCUCCGUCUGACUCAAAGGGCAAGAAUGUGAAAGACAUUUUACGCAGCCUUGUCAGCACCCAGUCUGAUGAUUUCACGGUAGACCCGAGUCUGCUGCCACCAGCGUUCCUCGGACUUGUGGAUGAUGUGGCCCGAGACUCAUCCCUUCAAUUUCGCUCUUUUGAUAGAAGUGUUGUCGUUGGACCCAAAAAAGGGAGUGGGAUGCCAUCUCAAGGCCCUCCUGCCUCUGUCCAGAUGUCCUCUGCUGCCUCGGUGUCUGCUGGGACACCAGUCGACAGCGUUGAUGUGGUUUCUUCUGAUGACGCCCUUCAUGCUGCCUCUGUAGACUCUGCUGCCUCAGGCGACCAGCUUCCAGCCAGCACCAGCCUGCCAUCUGUCCCACCACUCUCCUCUGUGACCCAGAACACCACCCCCAAUAUGAGUAUCUCAGAGCGUCUGGAGCACGCUCUUGAAAAGGCUGCUCCUCUGCUGAGGGAGAUCUUUGUCGACUUUGCCCCGUUUCUCUCUCGUACUCUUCUGGGCAGCCAUGGACAGGAGCUGCUGAUCGAGGGCACCAGUCUGGUGUGUAUGAAGUCCAGCAGCUCGGUGGUGGAGCUUGUCAUGCUUCUGUGCUCUCAGGAAUGGCAGAACUCCAUCCAGAAGAAUGCAGGCCUGGCCUUCAUUGAGUUGGUCAACGAGGGCAGGCUUCUCAGUCACACCAUGAAGGACCAUCUGGUUCGUGUUGCAAAUGAAGCCGAAUUCAUCCUGAGCAGACAAAGGGCUGAAGACGUACAUAAACAUGCAGAGUUUGAGUCAAACUGCGCCGAGUACGCAGCUGAAAAACGAGAAGAGGAGAAACUGUGCGACCACUUGAUCAGAGCAGCUAAGUUUCGAGACCACAUGACGGCCACACAGCUCAUCCAGAAGAUAGUCAACAUCCUGACCGACAAACAUGGAGCCUGGGGGAACUCUUCCAAAAGCCGGCCGAGGGAGUUCUGGCGCCUGGACUACUGGGAGGACGAUUUAAGGAGGCGACGCCGCUUCGUCAGGAACCCCUUCGGAUCGAGUCACUCAGAAGCUACGCUCAAAGCAGCGGCCGAGCACGCAUCGGAGGAGGACGUUCUCAAAGGGAAGCAGUCCAUCAAGAGUCAGGUUCUGGGAAAUCAGAACUCUGACAGUGAGACGUCACUGGACGGAGACGAUGACACGUUGUCCUCCUUAGACGAGAAGGACCUGGAAAACCUAACAGGCCCAGUAAACCUGAGCACCAGUGCUGAGCUCGUGGCUCCGGCUGUGGUGGUGAAAGGCACCCUGUCCGUCACCGCGUCCGAGCUCUUCUUCGAGGUGGAUGAAGACGAGCCGGCCUUUAAGACCAUCGACCCAAAGAUCUUAUCCUAUACAGAAGGCCUUCAUGGAAAAUGGCUGUUCACAGAGAUCCGAGCCGUGUUCUCCAGACGCUAUUUGCUGCAGAAUACUGCGCUGGAAGUAUUUUUGGCAAACAGAAGUGAGUUUGAACAUAUGUUUAAUGACUCUUCAGUUUGUUGUUCUUCUUUGUGCCAACAUUUGAACAUUUUUUUUAAAUUUUCAUUUUUUCCUUGUAGACGUAUUUCUCUGGCCACACCCAAACAGCUCUUCAAGGCUUCCAACAUGACUCAGCGCUGGCAGCGUCGAGAGAUAUCCAACUUUGAGUAUCUGAUGUUUCUUAACACCAUUUCUGGUCGUACCUUCAACGAUUUAAAUCAGUACCCAGUCUUUCCCUGGGUCAUCACCAACUAUGACUCGGCAGAACUUGACCUCACUCUGCCCAGCAACUUCAGAGAUCUGUCUAAGCCCAUUGGUGCGCUGAACCCCAAGAGGGCAGCAUUCUUCUCAGACCGAUAUGAGUCCUGGGAGGACGAGCAGGUGCCCAAGUUCCACUAUGGCACCCACUACUCCACCUCCAGUUUCACCUUGAUGUGGCUGCUUCGCAUUGAACCUUUUACAACUUUAUUCCUCAACUUCCAAGGAGGGAAGUUUGACCAUGCUGACCGCACCUUCUCCUCACUGUCCAGAGCCUGGAGGAACUGCCAGAGAGACACAUCUGAUGUUAAGGAACUCAUUCCAGAGUUCUUCUAUCUGCCUGAGAUGUUUGUAAACGCCAACAGUUACAACCUGGGAGUGAUGGAAGAUGGCACUGUGGUGUCUGAUGUGGAACUUCCACCUUGGGCCAAAAACCCAGAAGAGUUUGUGCAGAUUAAUCGACAGGCUCUGGAGAGUGAGUUUGUGUCCUGUCAGCUUCACCAGUGGAUCGACUUGAUUUUCGGCUACAAGCAGCAGGGACCAGAAGCUGCGAGAGCGCUCAAUGUUUUCUAUUAUCUAACCUACGAAGGCGCAGUCAACCUCAGCUCCAUCAGUGACCCCAUGCUCAGAGAGGCUGUGGAGUCUCAGAUCAGGAGUUUUGGACAGACCCCUUGUCAGUUACUUAUUGAGCCACACCCGCCCCGAAGCUCAGCCAUGCAAGUGACCCCACUGAUGUUCACGGAGCAGAUGCAGCAGGAUGUUAUCAUGGUGCUGAAGUUCCCGUCCAAUUCUCCGGUGACACAUGUAGUGGCCAACACGCAGCCAGCUCUAACAUCACCUGCUAUCAUCACUGUCACCGCCAGCCGCCUCUUUGCUGUCAACAAGUGGCACGGCUUGACAGGUCAUCAGAGUUCAGCUGAUCAGCAGUACCAACUUCCUGUGGAAAUUGACCCUUUGAUAGCUAGCAACGUGGGAGCUCAUCGUCGUCAGAUCUCAGACCUGCUGGAUCAGAGCAUUCAGAUCAGCUCCCAGUGUUUUGUCAUCACAGCUGACAACCGCUUCAUCCUUCUGUGUGGCUUCUGGGAUAAGAGCUUCAGGGUUUACUCCACUGACACAGGCAAACUCACUCAGAUAGUGUUUGGGCACCGUGACGUGGUGACGUGCCUUGCUCGCUCUGAGUCCUACAUCGGAGGAGACUGCUACAUCCUGUCCGGCUCCAGAGAUGCCACCCUGCUGCUGUGGUACUGGAAUGGAAAGCAUAACAGCAUCGGAGAGAGCCCAGGCGCAGCAUUUACCAUACCGAGGGCCAUCCUGACGGGUCAUGACUGUGAGGUGACGUGUGCGAGUGUGUGUGCUGAGCUGGGUCUCGUCAUCAGCGGCUGCAAAGAGGGUCCUUGUCUGAUCCAUUCCAUGAAUGGGGACCUGCUGUGGACCCUGGAGGGCCCCGAGCUCUGCCAGCGGCCCAGACUCAUCCAGUCCUCCUCCGAGGGUCACUGCAUCGUUUAUUACGACAAGGGACACUUCUGUCUUUUCACCGUCAAUGGCAAACUGCUCGGACACUUGGAAGUGGAAGACGGUAUCAAGGCCAUGCUUCUCAGCAAAGAUGGCCAGUAUCUGCUGACAGGUGGAGAUGAAGGUGUAGUUUCUGUCUGGCAGGUCCAUGACCUUAAACAGCUGUUCACCUAUCCUGGCUGUGAUGCAGGAAUCCGCUCCAUGGCCAUGUCACAUGACCAAAGGUGCAUCAUAACGGGCAUGGCUUCUGGAAGCAUUGUGCUCUUCUACAACGACUUCAACAAGUGGCACCACGAGUACCAGACCAGAUACUGAACUGAAAACUGCAGCAACGUUGAGAAAAAGAUCUCAAGUCUCACAAGCGUGAACUCUUCUCAAAGGCACUGUUCUGUCUAUAACCUCAAGUCUUGAAGGUUUUUCAAUAAAAAGAGAAAAACAAACGUCUGUCCCGUUAAAGCAUCAACUAUUUUUUGAAAAAAGGCAUUGCUAUUUUUUGUAGAUCCGAUAGAACA